AUGACAGCAAUCGAAGAACAAGUGAGAGACAGAAGGCAUGAGCCGGGUGAUGUACAGUCGGAGCUCCCCAGGGAGGCUCGCCUCGCCUCGCCUCGCCUCGCGGAGGCCAGGGCACGUUCGCACAGUCCCGGGCCGCCACAGCCCUCACAGCAGUCCCGCCGCCACGGAGGGCAGGCACCUCUAGCGGCUGCUGGUCCCGUCUGGGCACAGGCUGCAAGGCAGCACAAGAGAACAGGAAGGCGAUGUGAGAGGAAAGCGCCAAGGCGAGGGGAGGACGCGGACCCGCGGCUCCAGCCGCAUGAGUUGAUCCCCUUGUUUUUGAUCAUUGGAUCCGGAGGUAUUGGCGCAGGCCUGUACCUCAUGCGUUUGGCAGUGUUUAACCCAGAUGUCAGCUGGGACAAGAAAAAUAAUCCAGAACCUUGGAACAAACUGGCUCCCAGUGACCAGUACAAGUUCUACUCAGUUAACGUAGACUACAGUAGACUGAAAAAGGACCGUCCUGACUUCUGAACAACACACUCAUCUCCAUAAGCUGCGCAGAAAGGUCUUCCAGAAGCCGUCCGCACAAUUGUCAUGUUUAAUCAUCCAGGAAAAAAUUAAACUUGCCUCGUGCUGCACUUGGUCAUGUGUUUGAAAAUGGUUUGAUGAGGCUUAAUAAAUGUCUGAAA
This is a messenger RNA of Chaetura pelagica (chimney swift), 668 nucleotides long. RefSeq names its product NDUFA4, mitochondrial complex associated (gene COXFA4). The coding region runs from base 1 to 510 and encodes 169 amino acids. The record is from RefSeq and is a predicted model, not a curated record. The transcript has 5 exons. Lineage: Eukaryota; Metazoa; Chordata; Aves; Apodiformes; Apodidae.